This is a messenger RNA of Pelmatolapia mariae (spotted tilapia), 1045 nucleotides long. Its product is annotated as DNA damage-inducible transcript 4-like protein-like. Lineage: Eukaryota; Metazoa; Chordata; Actinopteri; Cichliformes; Cichlidae. The transcript has 2 exons. Bases 88 to 699 code for a protein of 203 amino acids. Gene Ontology annotation, cellular component: cytoplasm. Gene Ontology annotation, biological process: negative regulation of signal transduction. The record is from RefSeq and is a predicted model, not a curated record.
CCGCUCAGCUCAACCAACUCGAUACAUGGAGAAGACACAGACCAAACGCUCGGAGGAGAUACCGGUGCUUCACAAACAGGAAUCAGGAUGGUCUAUAGCUCGGCUCUGGUCUUUGGACACCUCUUGUCGGAGGAAGAAAACGUCGUAGAGAUGAUAGGAAAGUGCUUUUGUCCGCUAAAGAUAACAGGACAAAAGAUGAGUUCAUCCCGGCGGGGAAGCGUCGAGAGCUACGAAGAAAGCGAGAGCAUUUCAUCCUUUGCUGACCUGGACGCUGGUCUGGAGCACGAACAGCGGCUUUUCCAGCAGGUUGUGACUCAGCAGAUGGAGCGUCGCCUCACUGAGGCCAAGGCUUCCAUCCUCAACUGCCAGGUGCUGCUGCUACCUCGCCACAUGACCACCAGGAUUAGUCAGGAUGUGGUGCGUGCUUCUGCUGAUGAGCCCUGUGGGCUCCGGGGGGCCUCCAUCAAGCUCUACAUCGAUGGCAAAGACGGCCUGAAGUACAUUGGGAGCAUCUUCCCCGAUUCCAGCGUCACGCCAACUUUCGAGCUGUCUGUGGUCUUCAAGGCAGAAAGUGAUGGCUGGCCGUCAUUCAAGAACAUCUUCGAUACCAACAAAGUUUUGAAGCUGAGACCAGAGUACCGACUGGUCAAGAGGAAGCUCUACUCCUCUGCCAGUCCUGUUGUUCACGACUUCAACUAGGGGUGAAGAUGAGACGCUAAACCAUUACCCAUGUGUGGUUUUAACCAUCAGCUACAUGUAGUCUGCCAUGCACUGGAACCUGAUUGCCUUCCUGUAGUUUUUAAAGUGAGUUAUUUUUCUGUAUGAAACUCUGACAGGAGGCCCACUGUAUUUUUUUUUCUUUUUUUUAUAUUUAUUUUUUUUCCCUUUUCCUCUAUUCUGUAGUUGAUGACAGUAUUUUUGCACCAGUAUUUGAAUGUAAAGAUGUGUACACUGGAAAUGUGUCAGUACAGGAUUGGGCAGGUCUCAUUCCUGAAAGAUGCUUUUUAAUAUACAGAAUGCAAAAUAAACUUUUUGCACAACUUCA